This is a messenger RNA of Drosophila montana, 2577 nucleotides long. It is a transcript of the gene m-cup, whose product is annotated as mann-cup. Bases 258 to 2291 code for a protein of 677 amino acids. Lineage: Eukaryota; Metazoa; Arthropoda; Insecta; Diptera; Drosophilidae. Gene Ontology annotation, molecular function: protein binding. The transcript is spliced from 6 exons. The record is from RefSeq and is a predicted model, not a curated record.
AUAUUUUUUGCUACACAUAAACAUUAAAUAAAUGAAAAUAUAAAAAUAGUCAAAGAAAACGUUACCUGUUUAUUGUUUGUUAUUGAGUUUUACCCAGAUUCUAAACAUAUUAUGCACUGCAGUGGUCCAAAAACUCGCUUAUAUUUUACAUUCUCACACCAAAAUUGAUUAAGAAGAAAAAAGAAAGUGCUUGGGCCACAGAGCGAAAACUGACGCGAGCGCUAUUUGGCACUUGGCAAUGAAAUUGUGCACUGGCAAUGAACUCCAGACUUGAAGGCACUCAUCAGCUCCAGGGGCACUCCAGCCCCAUGGCCACCGAACGCAAGCAGUGUAGUCCCAAAAUGGAAAUUACUAAACUAAACCAUGAGCUCAUCGAGGAAUGUAAACGCAGCCACGAGGACUCUAUCUUGCCGCGCCAUUUACGCCAUGAGCUCGAAAAGCAUUCACGUGAGUCCCGACGCGAGGUGGUUAGAAAGCAACGCAAUGGCUGUGCGCCACUUUUUAUUGCCUGCAAACGUGGCGCAGUAGUAAUUGCCGAGUAUCUCAUAACCAUGUGCGAAGCGGACAUUGAGCAGCGUGGACACUUUGAGGUGCCCGAGGACAACAGCUUUCACCAUGUCUCGCCGCUGUGGGCAGCUGUCGUAUCCGGCAAGCUGUCCAUGGUUAAGUAUCUGGUGCGGAUCGGCUGUGACAUAAAUGCCACAUCAGAUUCGGGAUCAACGCCAGUGCGUAGUGCCUGUUACAUGACUAACACAGAUAUUGUCAAGUUUCUCGUGGAGAACGGCGCAGACAUCAAGAAGCCAAAUAUCAAUGGCGGCACAUGCUUAAUUAACUCGGUGCAGUCCGUGCAGCUUUGCCUGUAUCUGGUGCGCAAGGGAGCCGACAUCAAUGCACGCGACAUACAGGACAAAACGGCGCUACACUAUGCCAUACAGGAGCAUCGACUGGACACCACCAGAAUGCUUAUAGAGCAGGGUGCUGAUCCCUUUGCUAAGAGUCGCUAUGGUGACGAUGCGCUGCGAACUGCCUGCCUUAAGGGCGCUCAUCAAAUAUUUGAUUAUUUGAAAAAGGAAUUAAAUUAUUCAGUGGAACGCAUCGCUGAGGCGCAUGAACUAAUGGGCUCAACAUUUCUGGACGAGCACAAUGAGUCUCGCGUAUGCAUCCUCCAUUGGCGCAUGGCACAUCACAUACGCGCCGCCUACACGCCUUACAUUGAAAAGAAGCCAAAGGUACCUUUACGGAAUGCGUAUGAAAAUGCAGUCGAAUUUGCGACUUUAGAGGAGCUUGAUAACAUUGCCACGGAUAUGGAUGCUAUGCGCACGCAAAGUCUGUUAAUUUGUGAACGUGUAUUGGGUUUGACACACAAGGACAUGCUGUUCCGUUUGACUUUUAGAGGUGCCUCAUACGCCGACUCUUUGCAGCUCCAGCGCUGCAUUGAUCUCUGGCGCUUUUUGCUCGAGGUGCGUGUCUCCAAUUGGUCCAUAUUGCAUUUCGAGACCUGUUUUGCUGCCCAGGCGUUAGUGCGCCUCAUGUUAGAUCUGCACGUGCGAAACUCGAGUCACUUGCGAAGUGAUGCACGCGCUCGCUUCAUGCACCAGGAUAACUUGCUGCCCAGAUUUGAUGAUGUCUUGGGCGUGUUUCGUACGCUCUCCGUAAGCGCCGUCGAGGUCAAGGAGCUGUUGCAAGUGCGUCCCGUCUUCCGGCGCCAGCAGGAGAACUAUGACCGUGUAUUGCGCUGCCUCGCCCAUCUCAUCUAUCUGCUGAUCAAUACCGUCCACACAGAGGCUCAGCACAAGGUAAUAUUUCAAGCCGUCCACGAGACGGUCGUUCUUGGUAACUUGCGUAGCGCCAGCACAGCCGACACGCUUCUUCAUUUGGGGGCCUCACGGCUAAAUGUUAUCAAAAGUGGUUACAUCACCGAAGACAAUUUUUCUGAUAAGACUGUGUUUCCCAAUGCAGAUGUUAUUAAAUUGCUCAUCGAAUGCGGCAUAGACGUCAACACAAAAAAUGAAGCCAAAUCAACGCCCCUGCAUGUAGCAUGCCAGCCUUACAACUACGACAAUGAGAUUGUGCACCUGCUGCUUAAGUGUGGCGCGGACAUUGACCAACCGAAUCGGGCGGAGAAGCGACCCUACGACUCCAUAGCCUCCAAUCCCACCAACACCAUACCGCUACUCAACUACGUAUCGCUGCAGUGCUUAUGUGCGACGGUUCUUAGCAAGCAUAAGAUCCGUUAUAAGGAUCAGUUGCACAAACAGCUUGAGCAAUUUGUGCAUAACCAUGAACCAUGAGUAGGAAACUUUUGAACGCAUGUCUCUGUUAAAAUUGUUUGAACAUAUGUGUAUUUAAUUUGGCCAUAUCGAAAUUUUACCAGUGUAUCUUCUGUUACUUCAUGUCUGUCUAUUCUAUAUAUAUCUAUCUAUCUCUACUAUUGUUAAAUUAUUCGGCUAAAAGCAAUUGAAAACUCAAUAACGAAACACACAAAAAAAAAAUAAUGAAAAAACAAUGUGUAACAAAAGCAAAAAGUGUAAGCGAUCAACGUGAUAUUAAAUCUGUAUAGGAAAUGAUGAAACUAAA